CAGCGGCCGCUUCCUCUUGGCGGCCCGGGAACGUGGAUAUCGCGCCCGCAGGAUGUUCGCCGGCUGGGCCGCGCAGUCAGGAAACAUGAGAAGACCUUGCUAUUCCUGUUCCCGGGCCGCGCGCGUCUGUCUGGGUAAAUAAAGCCGAGGCGACGGCGGUGGCGGCGGGGAGCGCACUGGAGCCCGUGCAGAGAACAUGCGGCGGGGAUGGGAGUGCGCCUAGCCUCGACGCGGGACAGCCAGCCGCCCUGCCGCUGGUCCCAGAACCCGAGCCCUGCUGAGUUCCCGGCGGCCUGGCCCGGAGGCGCAGCGGCCCGGGAGCGCGCCCCUGCCUGCCGGCACCAUGAACACCUUCGUCUUCAACAAGCUCAGCGGCGCCGUGCUGUUUGAGGAGCGCGGCGCUGCGGAGCGGGAGCGGGGCGGCAGGCCCUACGGCGGCGUCCUGGACAGCCCCCACGCCCGCCCCGAGGUGGGCAUUGCAGACGGCCCGACCCUCAAGGACAACCUCGGCCUGAGACACCGACGGACCGGGACCCGGCAGAAUGGCGGGAAGGUGAGGCACAAGCGACAGGCCCUGCAAGACAUGGCGAGACCGCUCAAGCAGUGGCUGUACAAGCACCGUGACAACCCGUAUCCCACCAAAACCGAGAAGAUUCUCCUGGCCCUUGGCUCACAGAUGACGCUAGUGCAGGUGUCCAAUUGGUUUGCUAAUGCAAGACGUCGGCUUAAGAAUACAGUUCGACAGCCUGAUUUAAGUUGGGCUUUAAGAAUAAAGUUGUACAACAAGUAUGUUCAAGGAAAUGCCGAGCGACUUAGUGUAAGCAGUGAUGAUUCAUGUUCUGAAGAUGGAGAAAAUCCUCCAAGAAACCACAUGAAUGAAGGGAGUUAUAAUAAUCCAGCUCACCAUCCGGUGAUUAAAAGUGAAAGCUCAGUCAUAAAAGCUGGGGUGAGGCCAGAGUCACGGGCCAAUGAGGACUACGUGUCACCCCCAAAGUAUAAGAGCAGCUUGUUGAACCGUUACCUUAACGACUCUUUGAGACAUGUCAUGGUCACAAAUGCUGCCAUAAUGGGAAACACAAGACAAAGGAACCAUUCUGGAUCUUUCAGUUCCAAUGAAUUUGAGGAAGAAUUGGUGUCUCCCUCUUCAUCAGAAACGGAUGGCAACUUCGUUUACCGCACAGACACUCUGGAAAAUGGAUCCAAUAAGGGUGAGAGUGCAGCUAAUAGAAAGGGACCAAGCAAGGAUGAUACUUACUGGAAGGAGAUUAAUGCAGCUAUGGCCUUAACAAAUCUUGCACAGGGAAAAAACAAACUCCAGGGAACUACCAGCUGCAUCAUUCAGAAGUCAUCACAUAUAGCAGAAGUAAAGACAGUCAAAGUGCCACUGGCUCAGCAGUUUUAAGAGUUUGUCACUUUUCAGAUGGAUGACUGUUCUGUUCUUCACAUCGGUGUGUUUAUCAUAACUCCUCAUCUUAAGAGCUGAAGCUGGAAGGCAAAAAGUUCCUUUCAAAACUCGCUGUAUUUUUAAUUAUCCUAAAUAUAUCACUUAGUUGCUUCUGUAAAAGAUAUAUAAAUUAUAAAAACUCGCUUUAAUCAAAACUAUUAACUUAUUUUAUGUUACUCGAACUAUGCAUAAAAUGUCUGCAUUGCCAUUACAGUUAAGUGCCUUGCUUCCCCAAAAUAACCUACAACGUGGGCAUAGUAAAUGGCUAUGCCUCAAAAUGACAAUGCCAUAAUGCUUACAAGUCUGUGUGUCUCAUUCCAGAUGGACCUAACCAUUCCAGAACAGAAACCAUAAUUGCUGAAAGCCCUUGAAAUGUAUUCAGUAAUUCACAUGUUAAAACUUGGCAAUCUGUUCAGCCUAAAAGUGAAAUGUUCCUUUAAAGGAGA
Molecule: messenger RNA, 1890 nt
Organism: Sorex fumeus (smoky shrew)
Lineage: Eukaryota; Metazoa; Chordata; Mammalia; Eulipotyphla; Soricidae
Gene: MKX
Product: mohawk homeobox
Exons: 7
Coding region: 344-1402 (352 amino acids)
Biological process (GO): cell development; regulation of transcription by RNA polymerase II; muscle organ development
Cellular component (GO): nucleus
Molecular function (GO): DNA-binding transcription factor activity, RNA polymerase II-specific; RNA polymerase II cis-regulatory region sequence-specific DNA binding
Source: RefSeq, a predicted model, not a curated record